AUGUCCCGUCAAACAAAGGCUUGUUCUCAGGCUCGGGACGAAGGUGGAGCCGCUAUUAGUGGAAGUCCGUCUUUGACUCAUCGUCUGAGCGAGGGUGUUCGUGGGGAGACUCCCGGGGAGGAAGGAGCAGCAUCAGAGGCACAGAGCGGUGGUACUAUCGAGGCGUCAGGCGACGAGAAGCAGCGAGAAGAGGAGUCUGUGCUCUCGGACUCGGUAGAUUCACCAGAGGGUGUCUCCGUGUCAGAUGAAGCAGAGAAAAUAAAAAUCGGAGAGAACGGAGAGGAAGCAGCGACAGCAGAAACCGUCGGAGCGGCAGAGUGUGAUAGGAACGGUACUACCCAGGUCUUGCAAUCCGAGUCGGAGCUGGCGCUCAAGAAGAUGUCUCUUGACCCCAACGCAGCUGAGUUCACGCCGUCCUUCGCGCCUUCCCCAUCAGCAGUUGCUGCAACGCUGUUUUUUUCAAACUACAACCCUCUCAGCUCCACUGCCGCUGCGGACAUCUCUGCGACCACAGCUGGUGCCUCUUCUGCUGCUUCAUCCGCUUCGUUUGUGGUUCCCCCACUCAUUCCUCCCCUCGUUACCGGCAGCACGAUUCCUGCCUUCAAUCUUAGCCGUCCGUUCCCGGCCAUCUCCCAGGUUGUUCCCAUAGGCCCGCGACGGUCUUCUCCCGUGCCUCCACGUGGCGACAGUCGGGUUUCCCGGGCUAUCAUGCUCUCUCUGUUGCCACCACCUGAACAACUACCUGACGCCUUUUUGGCGCAGGAGAUAGAGACAACGUGGGGUCCUUUGAGAUUCCUCGACCUGUCCCGUCGCUGGGAAGGCGUGGCAGUGGCACAUUUUUACGACCUGCGCCACGCCAGGGCGGCACUGCGGGACAUGCAGCAGCAGCACUGGCUGCAGCAGCAGCGCACGCACCACCGCAUUCUCCUCCGCCUGCGCCAAAUACACACCAGGGAACCCCCCGAGAAGAUUAUUCAAGACCCUUACCGGCCGCUGCCGAACGAGCCUGUUCCGCUGAAAGGGCUGGGAUUGGUUGCCGGGUGGGUGGUGUGGGCGCAAGCGGUGGAUCCUGAUGGGGCGGGAGGGGCGUGGGCGGGAGAGGGGACGGGGGCUGGGCGUGGGAGGGGGUUUGGGGGAGGUGGGGCGGAUGGUGGAGGCGGUGAAGGGAGGUUCGGUGCGGUGCAGCGGCGUCACCAGCGACACAAGUCGCAGGGGCAACAGCAGCAGCAGCAGCAGUUGGGGCAGCAGCUGCAACACAAGCAAGGAGGGUUAUGGCAGGGGCGGGAUGAGCAGCAGGGAGGGCUGUGGGACGGUGGUAAUGGGUGCGUGGUGGUGUGGAACGUUGACCCCUCCGUCUCAAUGGACUCUCUGCGUGCACUCUUGGCAACAUGCGGAGACGUUAAGGAGGUCAGAGCAGUUCCUUCUCAGAAGCUUCACCGCCUUGUGGAAUUUUUUGACAUCCGGGCAGCUGCCCACGCGCUGCAGAAGCUGACCGGAACAGAGCUGGCGGGCAGGCAGAUAAAGAUUGAGUUUGCACGAGAAGGAGUCAUGACAGAAGCAGUUGGAGCAGCCGGAGGAUCGGGAGCAGGGGUAACAGUGGGAGCAGUGGGAGCAGUGGGAGCAGUGGGAUCAAGAGCAGUGGAUGCAUGGCAGGGGACCUCGCCCUCCAACGCAUCGACUGCUAGCAGCAGCUCGGCGCACUCGCCUGGGCACACGCCCACCCAGCCCAACCCUGAUCCCCCCGCUCCUUUCAAAGGCACGUCUGCCUCGCACCGUCAUGAGUCUGAGCCUCCAGAAGGGGCCUCUCCUGCGGCUGCAUCCAGUUCCACGUCUGCUCCUGCUGCUGCUGCUGCUCCUUCCGAUUGUGGUGAUUCUCCAAAAGCUCCCGGGUGUGAAAGCUCUGACUUGAGAAGUCCAGGGGUGGAGAGCAGUGGUGGCAGGGGGGAGAUGGGUGCAGAUGGGUUGCUGCUAUCAGGAUCCGCGCCUGGUCCAGGCGGCACCAGGGGGGAUGCAGUGAGAGGGGCGGAUGCUGUAGCUUCCCUAGAGGAGCAGGUUACAGGCGACUGUGAGAAGGUAUUGAAGGAAGGUGAGAAAUUAUUAAAGGUAGCUGAGAAGGUAUUAAAACAAAUGCUUGGGGACAGAGCUGAGGAGGUUUCUGAUGAAGCUUCUGAGAGAUUUUCUGAAGCUGGGUUAGCAGCAGAUGUUAAUGUGGAAGGGGGAGAGGAGGAGGGAGAGGCGGUAAAGGAGGAAGGAAAGGAGGUAGAGGAUGCAGUGGUGAAGGAUGGGUGUUCAGCAGGAGAGAGAGAGGGCGAGAGUGGUGUGGAGAGUGCCGGGUCAAGAGGUGGUGGGCUGGCUGAUGAGCCGGCGCUGCAACAAGAAGAGCUGGCCCUAGAGAGGCUACUUCCUGUCUCAUCUCCGGGUGAAGAAUCUAGGAUGGAUGACAGCACGCCAGGGGACGGCAACCCUGACAGCACUACUCCAGUCACCAGCGCACCCAUCACUACCGCACCCAUCACUACCGCACCCAUCGCUACUGCACUCAACACCAGCACGCCCAUCACUACCGCACCCAACACCAGCGCACCCAUCACCACCGCACCCAUUGCUACCGCACUCAACACCAGCACGCCCAUGAGCAGCGCGACAGCGAGCGCCCAGAGCUCUCCAGACACAUGGAGGCAGCACGGGCAUGGCAGUGACGGCACUGGUAACAUGGGGUACAACUACUCUUACCACCCGCAGGCGCACUUCUCCCCUGCUGCUCCAGCAACCUCACCAGCAGCUGCAUCAGCAGCAACUCCAGUAGUCACACCCGACUGGUUCCGGCAUCCUUUUCCAACCCCUCCUAACUUCGUCCAACCACCCUUUAAUCCCCCGUUCUUUCAACCACGUUCGGCCGCGCCUGUGCCGAACCUGAGUCCCCCUGGCACACAGACAUUCGUCCCGGGCAGUCAGGCCUUGGGGAGCCAGUACGAGGGGCAGCAUGUGCAAGGAGGCCACGAAGGGUGUUACAUGCAUGAGGGGCAGCAGCAGCAACAGCAGUACCAGCAGCAGCAGCAGCAGCAGCAGCAGCAGUACCAGCAGCAGCAACAGCAGUACCAGCAGCAGCAGUACCAGCAGCAGCAACAGCAGUACCAGCAACAGCAGUACCAGCUGCAGUUUCAGCACCAGAACCAGCAGCAGCACCAGCAGCAUCCCGGUCCAUAUGAGUCUCUUCAGGCCCCUGUCUCGGUGCCUGUGCUUCAACAUCCCCACACUGCCUACCCACACGCUCACUCCCACCUCAUGCCCCUCAUGCCCCACGCCCCGCCCUCCGCACCUCACACUCACGGCCACGGCCCGCCCUCGUGGGCUUAUUCCUUCGCCCCAGGAAUGCCGUAUCUCCCACCUGGUGGGGCUGCUUCCUCUGCUUAUCUGCCCUACCCUCCUCCUCCACCACUGCACUAUCCUUCUCGCCAUGCUGCGGAUUCUUCCCUUCUCCGUCCUCCGCCUCCUCCUCCUCCUCCCCCUCCUUCUGCUGCGACUCAUCUUUCCCUUGCUGCAAUGUCUGCUGGGGGUGCGUCUCCUGCCGUCUCAUUCCCCACUUCUCUCUCCUCCUCUCCCCAAUUCCCUGCCACCCCCACUGCAAGUGCCUCCAAUGCUUCUGUCGCUGCGGCUGCUGCUGCCCCUGGGGCUGCUAACCCUGCUGUCCCUGCUAACCCCACUGCCCCUACCGGGUUUGCUAUGUACGGCCAUGCUACACCAACACCCAUGGGCGUGGGAUAUCCUCCAAUAGGAAUCGUCGGAGCAGCAGCUGGAAUGUUUCCAUCUGCCCGUCCCGGGCAGAUGCUGAUGCAUUGGAACGUGCUCGUGGCGCAAGGAAGUGGGGGUGGGGGAGGAGGGGGAGAAGCAGGAGGCAUGGGCGGGAUGUGGAUGGGGGGAGCAGCAGGGAGGGGAGAAGCGAUGGGCGGAAGUGCAAGGCAGGGUUGGAUGGAGGGCCGUUCCCAUACACAUGGCCGUGUGCAUGGUCAUGGGGAGGGGCAGCAUGCUACGGGGGGAGACGAAGAUGACAUGGCAGAGUUCGCAUUUGUGGAGGAGGCAGCAGCAGCGGCGGCCAGGACAGAGGCCACCCAGCUGGCUGCCACGUCAGCUGGCAGGUGGCACCAUCACGGACGGACACGUGGCACUGCCGAAGAAACAGGGAAGGGGAGAGCAAAGGCGCAUCGCCCUCUGACGUGUUUGACUGAUCUGGUCCAAAGUGGCUUGACAGGUUCAAGUGACUAUCGGAAGGGCACAGGGCGGGUGGUGGUGUCGCUCCCAAGUGUUACACGUGCUGGGAGUGGUGGUGUAGCAAUAGGAGAAGGAGACGAGAGCAUGAGAGCGGGAGAAGAGGCAUUGGGAGAAGAGGAGGAGGCAACAGGAGAAGGAGGGGAGGUAGGAGGCGUAGGUGCAAAUGAUGCCCGAGAGCAAGUCAGCUCGAACAAGGAGAAGAAGCAGGGAUGGGGACAGGAAGAGCCACAUGCUCAGGUGGAAUCCCAGGAGGGUGCUCAGGUGGAAUCCCAGGAGGGUGCUCAGGUGGAAUCCCAGGAGGGUGCUCAGGUGGAAUCCCAGGAGGGUGCUCAGGUGGAAUCCCAGGAGGGUGCUCAGGUGGAAUCCCAGGAGGGUGCUCAGGUGGGCGGUCAGGUGGGCGGUCAGGUGGGCGGUCAGGUGGGCGGUCAGGUGGGCGGUCAGGUGGGCGGUCAGGUGGGCGGUCAGGUGGGCGAGGGGGUGGCGAGGGGGCGGCGGGACGGCACGAGGACGACGGUGAUGGUGCGGAACAUACCCAACCGCUACAACCAGGCCAUGUUGCUGGCGCUGCUGGACGCCCACUGCCUGCACUGCAACUCGCACCCGCCCUGCCGGCCCUGGGCUGCUGGGAAGGCGGUGGGAGGAGGGGGAGCACGAGGCAGGAGAGAUGCUCGGGGUGAUGGCGGUGGUGGUGGUGGUGGUGGUGAUGAUGAUGGUGAUCGUGUUGAUUCUGCUGCUGCUGCUGCUGCUGCUGCUGCUGCUGCUGCUGCUGGCGGUUGUACUGAUGGAGAUGGGAGCAAUGGCAGUGAUACGGGGAGUGACAGUGGCAGCAGUGGCAGUAGUGGUGGGGGCGAGACGGAGGAGGAGCACUGGGAGCCGCUCUCUGCUUAUGACUUUGUCUACCUGCCCAUCGACUUCAAGAACCGGUGCAACCUGGGGUACGCAUUUGUGAAUCUGACGACGGUCACGGCAGCGCUGCGGCUGUUCCGCGCCUUCCAUCUGCAGCCGUGGGAGGCCUUCAACUCGCGCAAGGUCUGCCGCAUCUCCUACGCGCGUGUGCAGGGUCGGGCGGCGCUGGAGGAACAUUUUCGCAACUCGCGCUUCGCCUGUGACACGGAGGAGUUUCUCCCGCUCGUCUUCUCCCCGCCCCGCAACGGCAUCUCCUGCCCUCCCCCGGUGCUUGCUGCUGGUCACAUGGCAGGCCAGCAGGUAACCCUCACUGGUGGUAACCACCACCUCGCGCUCACGUCUGACCCUAGUUUUUUGCCUCUCGCCCCUCCUGUGGCGUUGCUGAAGGAUCCACGGCACGGGGGAGAAGAAGUCAACCGCUCUCUUAAAACAGCGACGCGUCGGUCCUCGUCGGGCCAGCCGUUCGUAGCCAUUCGCAGCCAAGGCGACGCGCAUUGCAACUCAGCAGCCAAUGAUUUUCUUCCAGCAGAACGCGCAAUCCCUCUCAUCCGUUCCACGUCAGCAACCCCGGCCGCAUCGGGCCCACAACGGGCGCAGCAGGGACUAUACGGGGACGCGAAACGCGGUGCAGGUGCAUCCCAGGGAGGUGUUAACUGGGCGCGGUUGCGCAACCACAUCGGCGUGACCUCCGUGAGCGCCGCGUCCUUCUCUUCCGCGAAUAGGCGGAAGGAGGUGCGCGGAUUCGUGGAGGAAGACGCGUCGCAGCGCGGUACCAGCGGAGACCAGAGCGACGCAGAAUCGAAGCGCGCGGAGCUUGAGGCAGGAUGGCAGAGUGGCUCCGAGGGAUCAAUGCCGCCAAUGGCGGCGCCAAAUGCGGCGCCAGGCGCGGCGACAAGCUGUUCUCCCAGCGACGAGUUCGCGUGCACGAUUGCCGGAUGCACCCACGUCCACAGUAACGUCGGCUCCAUGCGGAGGCUAGGAAAUCUCUCGGAAACCUCCUUCCGAGCAGCUCCGCCGGCGGAAUCCCGGCCGGUGCAGAGCGGUACCAAGGGGUUCAACCUUGGGCAAUUUCUGUCGCAGCUGCUGCCGUACGUGGUGGUGGCGACGGCGGUGUCGGCGCUGACGUGGCCGGCGACGUUCUCGUGGUUCAGCAAGCAGUACUACGCGCCCGCACUCGGCGGCAUCAUGCUCUCCAUCGGCGUGCAGCUCUCCGUCGAAGACUUCAAGGCCGCCAUUGAAAAGCCUCUCUCCGUCAUACUGGGCGUCCUAGUACAGUACGCUGUCAAGCCGCUCAUCGCGGCCGCCAUAGCCGCCACCUUCCGCCUCCCCCCCGCGUUCGCAGCCGGUUUCCUCCUCACCGCCAGCGUGUCUGGCGCGCAGCUCUCCAGCUACGCGUCCUAUCUGGCAAAGGCUGACGUGGCGCUCUGCAUCGUCCUCACCAGCCUCAGCACCUUCGCCUCCGUGGCACUCACCCCCAUCCUCACCUCGCUCCUGAUUGGCUCAGCCGUCCCCGUCGACCUCCUAGCCAUGUCCAAAUCCAUCCUGCAAGUCGUCAUCCUCCCCGUCUCCCUCGGCCUCAUCCUCAACACCUACGCGCGGAAAUUCGUCGAUCAGAUUCGACCAAUCAUGCCGCUGCUAGCCAUAGUCUGCACGUCCCUCUGCAUAGGCAGCCCUCUAGCCAUCAACCGGUCCCAGAUCGUGUGCCUGAGCGGCCUCAUGCUGCUCCCGCCUGUCCUCGCCUUCCACCUCGCGUCCUUCGCCGCUGGUUUCUGGUCCGCAAAGCUUCCUGGAAUGGCGCAGAGCGAUGACGUGGCGAGAACUUUGUCUCUGUGCGGUGGCAUGCAGAGCAGCACGCUUGCCAUGCUGCUGGCAUCUCAGUUCCUCGGGUCCACCCACACGGUGCCUGCCUCGGUCUCUGUUGUGCUCAUGUCUAUAAUUGGGCUCAGUCUCGGAAGCUUCUGGGGAUCGGGAAGGAAGCUUCUGGAUUGGAACAUGGCUGGGCCUGUUGUGGGGGCCCAGGCAUACGCUGCUCCUGCUGAGGCGUAG
Molecule: messenger RNA, 7221 nt
Organism: Closterium sp. Naga37s-1
Lineage: Eukaryota; Viridiplantae; Streptophyta; Zygnematophyceae; Desmidiales; Closteriaceae
Source: the annotation of a GenBank genome assembly